ACUGCGUUUAAAGUUUUCUUCGAGUGGAGAGAAGGGUGGACAGUGCAGAAAGGAGGGUCUGAAGGACAGAAAUGGCUUUUCGGAGAAGGAACAAGAGCUACCCAUUCUUCAGUCAAGAAUUUCUCAUUCAGAAUCACGCAGACAUCGUCUUUGGCUUGGUGGUGUUCAUCCUGCUUGGACUGAUGUUUGAGACAACUUCAAAAACGGCCUUCGUAUUUAUACUGCCUCAGUACAACAGCAGUACCUUUACACCAGAGGGGGAGGUGUCGCUAUAUCGCUAUGGAUGGAGGGACUGCACCACCAUCUUCUUCUACUUCCUCAUUGCAAUCAUCCUCCAUGCGGUGGUUCAGGAGUAUGUACUUGAUAGAGCAAACCGGCGUCUCCGUCUAUCAAAGAGUAAGAACACAAAGUUUAACGAGUCAGGCCAGCUGUGUGUAUUUCACCUGCUGUCCUUCAUGUGGACGUUCUACAUCCUUAUCACGGAAGAAUAUCUUCUAAAUAUCAGCAGUCUGUGGGAGAACUACCCUCAUGUUUACCUCAGGUUCCAGGUGAAGCUUUACUACCUCUUCCAACUGGCAUACUGGCUCCAUGCCUUGCCUGAGCUCUACUUUCAGAAGAUCCGGAAGGAGGAUGUCCCUCGACGGCUACAGUACAUCUUGUUGUACCUGCUGCACAUCCUGAUGGCGUAUCUACUGAACCUGACCCCCGUGGGGCUGCUGCUGAUUUUUCUGCAGCACCUGUCCGAGACGGGCUUCCACACCUCCCGCCUCCUCUACUUCACUGAUGAGAGCCACCACAGGCUGUUUGACAUGUGGGCAGUGGGCUCUGUCUUCACCCGCAUGGUCACCCUCACCCUGCUCUUCUUGGUGCUGGGUUUUGGGCUGGCGCGAGUAGAGAACCAGAGUGUGGACUGGGAGGCUGGGAACUUCAACACAGUGCUGGUUAGGCUGACGGCGCUGUCGAUAGUGUGCCUGACGCAGGUCUGGCAGCUCUGGAAGUUCAUCCGCUUCCAGCUGCGGCGAUGGCGGGAGCGAAGGCAGGAGCAGGCGGCACGCAAGAGGCUCACAGGCCAGCAGCCUCCUCGGGUGCUCAGGAAGGACGCUGGUGGGCAGUACGAUAAUGGUGCGGUCAAGGCAGAGAACGGGGCCUCUCCACGACCCAAGAAGAUCAAGGUCCCCUAACCGAGCACCUGGGCUCCAUCCCCGGGCUACAGAAUCGCCAGCAGAACAGGAAAAUUGCUAAUGGUCAUCGUGCUCUUGCCCGGAGCUCUUGAGUAUGGGUGCUGAAUGCCUGGGGACAGGGGUGUCCCGUUCAGGAACAGCACGUGGGAAAUUCCUGAGCCUUGAAGGACGUUCUCACUCAUGUUGAUACUCCUUAAUUGCUGACUGUCUUCUCGGCUUCCAGUCCAGUUUUGUUUACACCUUGAUCGUCCUCCUAGAAAAAUACACCUUUUUUUUACAUGUCGUCUCUAAUAAGCACCAAACACUUUCACCUCAUUUAGCCACGUCUCUAUCUUAGCCUAAAACCGGAAAAUCAGCCUUGGUUUUCAGUCAUAGGAUAAAGUUUUGGUCCCCAGCUUCUCUCUGGGGGGUGGGGGUGGCAGUUUGAGAUGCUGGGCAUGGAGACCUCAGUCCUCAGUCAUCAAUCAAGGCCAUCUAAGAACCAUCUGAGGUCAUUUUAGGGUCACCUGGGUCAUUCCGGUCUCCUGCUGUGAGUUUCCAUUUGUCUCUGCAGCACUAGCGUACCCGGUGUGUCUGACCCUAUAUUACCUUCAUCCACAGGAAAGCUCACUGUGGGUCAGGUGAAGGUAACAUCACAUGCUUUUUACUCUCUGUAAAGGGCGAUAAGUUUAAGGAUUGUGCGUGCAUGAGGCCUGUCACCCAGAGUACAGACUGCUCUUUCUUUGAGUUUCACUGAAUGCAGACUGAACAGUUCCAGCAAACCCCAACAUUAGACUGUAGACGUAUUUAACUGCUUGUACGGAAGGACAGUUCCGAUUUUGAUGAGGUCAUAAUGGCUGUACUGUGGAAUAAAAGGGCACAAAAGCAAA
Messenger RNA from Brienomyrus brachyistius, 2050 nucleotides. Its product is annotated as translocating chain-associated membrane protein 2-like. NCBI's taxonomy places the organism in Eukaryota, Metazoa, Chordata, Actinopteri, Osteoglossiformes, Mormyridae. The record is from RefSeq and is a predicted model, not a curated record. The transcript has 11 exons. Gene Ontology annotation, cellular component: endoplasmic reticulum membrane. Bases 72 to 1181 code for a protein of 369 amino acids. Gene Ontology annotation, biological process: SRP-dependent cotranslational protein targeting to membrane, translocation; protein insertion into ER membrane.